Molecule: messenger RNA, 1064 nt
Organism: Effrenium voratum
Lineage: Eukaryota; Dinophyceae; Suessiales; Symbiodiniaceae
Source: the annotation of a GenBank genome assembly
AGAACCGGUUCUCGGAUCGGCUCGAGCCUUUUCUCCGCCAUGGCUGAGAUGCUGCGCCUGCCCACUUUAGCAGAGGACGCAGGCACAGACAAGGUGGUGGUGAAGAAGACCUUCAUUGAGGUGGUGGAAGAUCUCACUCCGAAAGGUUUGCCACCUACAUACAACUCAGACUCAGUCAUCACUUCGCGGUUUGGCAGACAGCUGAGCGGCAAGUCCAUUGUGGAUGAGGAGCCAGUCGAGUUGGAUGAUGUGUUCGAAGCUUCCGAGUGCGACGAAGAAGACACUGCGAGGCCGGAGAGGCCAGCAGAGUGCACAGACGAGGAGCUCCCAACACUGCUUGGUGGCAGGCCAGCUGAGGAGGCUGGGCCAAAGCGCUUGCUGAUCUCUUCCUUUCUUCGCAGUGAGGAAGGUUUGGGGCACCAUGCGGUGGAGCCUCAGGAAAUGUACAGGCGAUCACUAGAUCUUCUGGUGCAGCAGUACGCGGCCAUGGCUACGGCAGCAGGAGGAAGCUCUAGUUCUGGCAGACAGCCGCGCACCACAGUGAUGCUACGCAAUCUUCCCAACAACUACACUCGGACAAUGGUUUGCACUAUGAUGGACAAAGAAGGCUUCAAGGGCCAAUACGACUUCCUCUACCUUCCCAUUGAUUUCCGUUCCAAAGCGAACUUGGGAUAUGCCUUUGUAAACCUUGUGAACGAGCUGCAAGUGCAGGCGUUUUGGAAGGUCUUUGACGGAUACACGCGCUGGGUGCUGCCCAGUGCCAAGGUGUGCAGCGUCAGUUGGAGCGGUCCACACCAAGGGCAGCAAGCGCAUGUGGAUCGCUAUAAGGACAGCCCGAUCAUGCACAGCAGCGUGCCAGACGAGUUCAAGCCUGUUAUCUUCGCAGGAGGCUCCGGCGAGCGGAUGCCCUUCCCCGCGCCCUCCAAGAAGCUGCGGGCGCCAAGGAGGCGGCCCGGCCAGGGCCACGGCAAUGACUCCAAGCCGGGCUGAGAGUAGACGUGAGCCUGUCUUUUGCGUGUGGCCCUCCGGUCCGCACCGGGUGGGUGCCAGUGCUUUGUCCCACU